This is a messenger RNA of Sorghum bicolor (sorghum), 2907 nucleotides long. RefSeq lists its product as uncharacterized. The record is from RefSeq and is a predicted model, not a curated record. Lineage: Eukaryota; Viridiplantae; Streptophyta; Magnoliopsida; Poales; Poaceae. The transcript is spliced from 4 exons. Bases 298 to 2601 code for a protein of 767 amino acids.
CGCCGACCGAGCGGCUGGCUGCCACCACGCCUCGCCUCGGGGCGAGCAGCAGCAGGAGGGGCAGGCAGGGCAACAACUCUUCUCUCCUCUCUUUUGGUAGAUCCACCACCACCACCACCCGCCCGCUUGCUCGCCCACUCCGCCUGCCUUGCUCCGCUUCGCUUUGCUUCUGCUCUGCUCGGCUCUGCUUGCGGGGGUUUGGGUUUGGGUUUGGGGGGCGCAAUGCGGUGAGGUGAGGUGGUGGGGCAAGGGAAGCGGAGCUGCGGAGGAGAGGAGAGGGAGAGGAGACGAGGCGAGAUGGGGUGCGCGCAGUCGCGGAUCGAGAACGAGGAGGCGGUGGCGCGCUGCAAGGAGCGGCGGCAGCUGAUGAAGGCGGCCGUCGCGGCGCGGAACGCCUUCGCCGCCGCGCACUCGGCCUACGCCGCCUCGCUCAAGGACACCGGCGCCGCGCUCUCGGAGUUCGCGCACGGGGAGGGCUUGCCCCCGCAGCCGCCGCCGGAGGCGGCGGCCGAGACGGCGGCGCCCGUCGCCGCGCAGGGCGGGAUCGGCGCGGCAGCUGCGGGUGCCUCGGCGUCGGGCGCCGACGCGAUAAUGCCGCCGCCGCCGCCGCUCGACUCGCUGCCGCCGCCGCCGCCGCCUCUGCCGGAUUUCUCGCCGUCGCCGGCGAAGAUCCACCGCUCCAUCAGCAUGCCGAUGCCGCCGUCGUCCGGCAACAAGAAUCCCGGCAUGCUGCGCAGCGACUCCAUUAGGGAGGAGGACGAGGACGAGGAUGAGGAAGAGAGGGAGGAGGAAGAGGAGGAUGACGGCCAACUCGACGACCGUCGGCAGCGGUUGCGCCACCGCCCGCCGGUGCCCCCGCCCUUGUCGCCGCCGCCGCCGGAGACGCCGGUGACUCCUCAGCCUCCGCCACCGCCUCCCCCGCACCCGUCGGAGAUGAAGGCCGGAGUUGACACGUGGGACUAUUUCUUCUCCAUGGACGAGGAGAUCAUGGCGGAGCAGGAAGACAAGUACGUCCCGCCAUCGCCACCGCGCCCGCCUCAUUCUCCUCCGCCGCCAGCGGUCGUGCCGCUAUCUGAGGAGUUUGAGGAGGAGCCGCGGACGCCGGAGAUGGCCACUCCACCUGCGUCUCUGCCCCCGAUGCCGGCGAAGCACUCGUCCAAAAAGAAGGGAAAGGGGAAGCUUAAGGCGGCGCACCAUCAACACACUGAGUCGGCGCCGCCGGUCACACUGGUCACCGGUGGUAAGGCGGGUAAGGUAGCCCACGCCGAGAUGCCGCGUGUCGACCUCCUCCGCGUGCUUGCACAAAUCGACGACAGGUUCUUGAAGGCGUCAGAGAGCGCCGGUGAGGUAUCCAAGGCGCUGGAGGCCAACAGGAUGCAUUACCACUCCAAUUUCGCCGACAACCGAGGGCAUAUUGAUCAUUCUGCAAGAGUCAUGAAAAUAAUUACAUGGAAUAGAUCCUUCAAAGGAAUGCAAAAUGGUGAUGAUGGGAAAGAUGACUUCGAAAAUGAUGAAUUGGAGACCUUGGCAACUGUAGUAGAUAAGAUCUUAGCAUGGGAGAAAAAGCUCUAUGAUGAAGUGAAGGCUGGUGAGAUUAUGAAGCUUGAGUAUCAGAGGAAGGUUGCUUUGUUAAAUAGACAAAAGAAACACAAUGCUGCCAUUGAGGUUCUUGAGAAAACAAAAGCUGCGGUAACGCACUUGCAUACUAGAUACAUAGUUGAUAUGCAAUCAAUGGAUUCAACUGUGUCAGAAAUUCAGCAUCUCCGUGAUAAUCAACUUUACCCAAGACUAUUGGAUCUUGCUGACCGGAUGGCAAAAAUGUGGGAGGACAUGCACAUGCAUCACGCAAACCAGUUGGAAACUGUCCUAAAUCUGAAGUUAGUUGAUAUUUCUGAUGCCAGAAUUGAAACAAGUGAUUAUCACCACAGCCACACACGGCAGCUGCGAUAUAUUGUAGAUAAGUGGAUCACAAAUUUUACUGACCUCAUGAACUAUCAAAAGGAAUACAUAAAUACUCUCUAUAGCUGGUUGAAGUUGAACCUUAUACCCAUAGAGAGCAGCUUGAAGGAGAAAGUAACAUCGCCACCCAGGAUGCAACAACCUCCUAUCAAAGCAUUUCUUCAAGCCUGGAAUGAGCACCUAACCAAGCUGCCUGAUGAUCUUGCCAAGACAGCCAUUGUCACUUUUCGAGCAGUCUUGGAUACCAUAUUAGGUGUUCAAGAUGAGGAGUUGAAACAGAAGGAGACCUGUGAGCAGACUCGUAGGGAGUACAUGCGUAAGGCCCGGGCUUUUGAGGACUGGUACCACAAGCAUUCACAGCGCAAAGCGUCCGACGUUGAUCCAGAGAGCGGCGAGGGGAUAGGACAUAAGGAUGCAGUCACAGAGAAGAAAUUCGCGGUGGAGAGCUUGAAGAGCAGGCUUGAUGAUGAGAUUGAAUCCCAUAAUAAGCUAUCAAAGCAGGUUAGGGAGAAGUCCCUCUCGAUCCUGAAGGCACAUCUGCCAGAGUUGUUCCGGGCUCUGACCGACUUCUCCAGCGCCUCUUUUGAUAUGUACUCAAAGCUGAGGCUGAUGUCAUUGAUGCAGGAUCAGGGAAACAAUUAGAUGGAUAAUAUGUACAGGAGUUAGGAUCAGUAAUAUCCCUCUGUCUGCAAGUGUUGUAAUGCAUGUGCUGUCCUACCCUUUUUGUGGUAUGUGUAAUAGGCUAGUAGCUCUUUAGGUGAGGAUAGUUGGGGAUGGUGCCUGUUCUUGUUUAAUUUAUUGAAUUGAUGAAUUCAUCGGGUACUUUAGCGUGGACAUGCUGGAUAGUUAGCUUGUGAUGAACUGGUUUCCCAUCUGUGAGGGUGAAAGCCGUGGUCUAUGUAAAUGGCAAAUUUUGUUGUGAUAUUCACCCUCCAGUUUUCUGAGGCA